Prosopis cineraria is the source of this 1119-nucleotide messenger RNA. RefSeq names its product disease resistance protein Roq1-like. Gene Ontology annotation, molecular function: ADP binding. The coding region runs from base 1 to 1119 and encodes 372 amino acids. Lineage: Eukaryota; Viridiplantae; Streptophyta; Magnoliopsida; Fabales; Fabaceae. The record is from RefSeq and is a predicted model, not a curated record. The transcript has 4 exons. Gene Ontology annotation, biological process: defense response.
AUGGAUGUCCAGAGAUGUGUAGGGUCGUCGUCCAAGGAGAUAUGGCCAUGGAGCUGUGAUGUGUUUGUAUUGAAUUUCAUAACUGAGGACAAUCGCUCAUUUGUUGAAGACCUUCGCAAUGCUCUACAUACAAAUGGUGUAGUUAUGGCUUCACGAGAUUCUAUUGCUCAAGCUCCCAUGGACAAAUACAAGCUUUGUGUUUUUAUCAUCUCAAAAAAUUGUGGGGCCCAAACACGCUACUUGGAGGAAAACUUAAAGGGAUGUGUAAAUUUUCUGCCAAUCUUUUGGGAGCGGACUCCUUUCAAGAGCGAUCGGCCUCAGGUUAUUGGUAAUAUUCUUGAGAAUCAUAUUAACAACAUUUUGCGUGAAAAGCGUGCUCGGAUAUCAAGUCUAUAUGACGCAAAGAAAAUAGAUAUAUCAGGAGAAAUAGCUACAGUUGGGAUAGGACAUGAUCGUGUAGAAAAAUUAAUUGAGAUUCUGAAGUUAGGUUCAAAGGAUGAUGUGCGAGUUGUAGGGAUUAGUGGGAUGGGGGGAGUAGGGAAGACAGCUCUUGCCGGGGAUGUCUUUAACAAAAUCUCCCACCGUUUUGAUUCUGCCUAUUUCAUCUCCAUUCCCAGUAACAAAGACAUGUUAAAAGAGGCAUUUCUUCGGAUAGCUUUCCCAGAAGAAUUUGAACCUCAAUAUUCUGAAAGCCUAAGACUACUCUACAGGAUGCUUGUUGUUUUUGAUGAUGUAGAUCAUCAGGGACUUUUAGAUGAAGGAUGGAUUAGAGGUUUGUUUGGAGGAGGAAGUAGAAUUAUCAUAACAAGCAGAGAUGAGGGACUCCUUAGGUAUCUUGGAGCAGAUGAAAUUCACAAGGUGGAACUAUUGAAUCAAAAUGAAGCUCUUCGACUUUUCUCCAAAAUUGUUUUCAAAUGUUUCAGAGGGGAAAAGUGUGUGUUGACCAGGCUGCAAACGGAUCCUGACUUUUCAAUGAUCGCGGUGCUUCAAAAAAGUUUUGAUGGACUCUCAUUGGAACGGAGAAAAGCUUUCUUGGAUAUUGCAUGUUGCUUUGCAGGUCAAAAGACAGAUUACGUCAAAGGAAUUUUACGAACUGAAUAUCCUGGUCGUUAUUCUUAA